ACCCCAAAUUGUCCCCAAAUGUCCCUGAGUGUCCCCAAAUUGUCCCCAGCGCAUGGAGGAGAUGCUGGGCUCGUUCCAGAGCUCGCUGAGCUCGCUGAGCUGGGAGAUCCGGGCGCUGCAGGGCCAGGCCGGGGCCAUGAACCUGCGGCUGCGCAACCGCCGCCAGGUCCGGGAGCGCCUCGGGGGGCUGCUGGACGAGCUCGUCGUGCCCCCCGACAUGAUCAGCGUGAUCCUGGAGGCGCCGGUGACGUCGCCCGAGUUCGUGGCGCAGCUGCGGGCGCUGGACGCCAUUUUGAUGAAGUUUCCAUUGGAUUUCCGUGGAUUUCAAUGGGAUUUUGAUGAAAUUUUGACCGAUUUUUCCCAUUUUUUGAUAUUUUCUCCCCAUUUUCUCCCCUCCCACGUGAUCCUGGAGGCGCCGGUGACCUCCCCCGAGUUCGUGUCCCAGCUUGUGAUCCUGGAGGCUCCGGUGACGUCGCUGGAGUUUGUGGCGCAGCUGCGGGCGCUGGACGCCAUUUCA
Messenger RNA from Passer montanus (Eurasian tree sparrow), 517 nucleotides. RefSeq names its product vacuolar protein sorting-associated protein 52 homolog. The annotation marks the transcript as partial. NCBI's taxonomy places the organism in Eukaryota, Metazoa, Chordata, Aves, Passeriformes, Passeridae. Gene Ontology annotation, cellular component: GARP complex. The transcript is spliced from 4 exons. Gene Ontology annotation, molecular function: syntaxin binding. The record is from RefSeq and is a predicted model, not a curated record. Gene Ontology annotation, biological process: endocytic recycling; Golgi to vacuole transport; lysosomal transport.